Molecule: messenger RNA, 1231 nt
Organism: Meloidogyne enterolobii
Lineage: Eukaryota; Metazoa; Nematoda; Chromadorea; Rhabditida; Meloidogynidae
Source: the annotation of a GenBank genome assembly
CUUGAAGGAAGUUAUGGCUCUGCGACAAGGUGGCCGCGCGACAAGGUGGGCCGUACCCAAAAUAAGUGUGGCAUUGUGUUUAAAUUUUCGACAUUUUAUCCAUUCUUUUAAAAUUUGUUUUAAAACUUUUGUGUUACUCAUUUUCAAGCUUUCUUCUUCCCGUUUUCUGAUUUUUUCUUCGAUUUGAUUUGGAAAUCUUCAGUCUGAAAUGAUAGUGAUAUCUAGAUAGGUUUUUUAUGCAUUUAAGCUUGGCGCUAGUAUAACCAAUACUAUUUAUCUUUCUUUUGGUUUUAAGUGGUUUGGAUUCUUUGUUUUAUUUAAACUAGCUUUCCCUAUUUCGCUUGUAAGUUCAGACCGUUUUUAAAAAUAACUUGUUGACUCCAUAUUAUUGUCUAUUUCCCUGAUAAGCACUUCUUGAAGACGUUUGUUUCCUUUCUAGUUUAAUUAUCUAAUCUUUUCAUCCCCACAUUUUUUCAAUUAUCAAUUUUAUAAUUUACUUCUUACUUUCAGUAUUACAUAUUAUCUUUUUACGCUUAAUUUUAUUUCAAGAAUAAUGACGGAGACAAUGUUGGAUUGCUCUGACAAGGUGACUGAGUCCAAGGUGGAACUUGUACAGCUUGCCAAACUCGCCGAACAGGCUGAGCGUUAUGAUGACAUGGCAGAGUCAAUGAAGAAGGUUACCGAAUUUGGAGACGAACUGUCCAAUGAGGAGCGCAAUCUUCUCUCGGUUGCCUAUAAGAAUGUUGUUGGGGCUCGUCGCUCCUCAUCGCGUGUUCUCUCAUCUAUUGAGCAAAAGGCCGAAGGGGAGAAGAAGACGAAGACUAAGGAAUAUCGUGAGAAGAUCGAAAGCGAAUUGCGUCACAUUAGUAAAGGGGUUUUGAAUCUUCUGGACAAAUUUCUUAUUCCGAAAGCUGGAACUCCUGAUUCUAAAGUGUUCUACCUUAAGAUGAAGGGCGACUACUAUCGUUAUUUGGCUGAGAUUUCUUCUGGUGAUGAGUUGACUGAUGUUGUCGACAAAUCACAACAGAGUUACCAAGAGGCUUUCGGUUUGCCAACUCAUCCGAUUUGGCUUGGUCUUACACUUAAAUUUUCGGCCUUCUGCUUUGAGAUUCUCCACAAUAAUGUCAAGGCUUGUCAGUUGGCUAACAAUAAUCUACUAUUGCCGAAAAGCUGCACUGAAAGCACAGAUCGGUCCACAUUUUGUUUAUUCCGUAUUUUGGUCGUUCCAUGA